CGAAGGCGCCAAAGCAGUUCGCGCGCCAAAUGUGCAAAGUGAACAGCGCUGUGGUGCUAGGUUUUUUCGUGUGGUGCCUUAACUCCUAGAAAGUGCCUCUAUUUACGUUCGUUGGGAAGGACAGGCUUUAUCGCAUCUUGCUAGGGAAAUCGUGUUUGUAACAAGCGCGACACGCUUGAAAGGGAUCUCCCGUCGUUAUCUCGGUUCACGUUGCCGAUCGAGGUCUGUCGGCAUGCCUCCCACUCAGUCCGUUCUUCAGCUUCCCGUGCGCAAGUCAGCACGCUGCGCUGCCAUAGCUAAACAAAGCAGUAAGUCGCCUUGCAUCUCUAAAGGGGGCCUUUUCGACGAGAACAAUACGCGUCAUAACCACAAAGUUAGCAAGAGGUUAUUCCCCGCCGACGAUGCAUCUACUCCCUCGUCCGAUGAUGCCGGGUCGCAACAUUCCCCGAUAUCACAAUCACCGAAGAAAGCCAGGGAGACACCUAGACAAGGAAAUAUAGUUUCCCUCUCUCUGUCCGUGCCCGAUACUUCGUUGUACCAAAAGGCAAAGCAGAAUUUAACGUCGCAGUUAAGCGUCCGACUUGUCGGUCGUCAGAGGGAGAUGGAGUCGAUGAAGGACUUUCUGCACACUCAUUUACGUGCUGGCACCUCCGGCAGCCUCUAUGUUUCUGGUGCACCCGGCACUGGUAAAACUGCUUGUCUGUCGCAAAUACUCGACUCAUCCAAAAAUCUCUUCAAAUUCCAGUAUGUGUCUGUCAACUGCAUGUCGCUACAAAGCACCUCUGCUAUUUAUCAGAAAAUUAUCUCCGGUCUUGACUUGUCACCAGCCUGUAGCAACCACCUCGAGACAAUACGCAGAGGACUCACCACGAAGGGCCAUCCUAUGAUAAUCGUGAUGGAUGAAAUUGACCAACUCAACAGCAAGAACCAGACUGUGCUCUACUCACUUUUCGAGCUUCCACAACUGAAGAAUUCUCGUGCUAUAAUUUUUGGAAUCGCCAAUGCCUUAGAUCUCACGGAUCGUGUGCUGCCCCACUUGCAAGCAUAUGGUUGCAGACCAACACUGCUUCAUUUUGCACCAUAUUCAAAAGAUGAAAUAGUAGCGAUACUCAUGGACCGUCUUAAUGAGUGUCAUGCAGUAAUACAACCUCAAGCCAUUCAGUUCUGUGCACGGAAAAUCGCUGCUUGCACAGGAGAUGUUCGGAAGGCACUGGAUGUAUGCAGGCGAGCUGUUGAAGUUGUAGAACGUUCCACCAAGACUCAACAAGUUCUAGUUACACGACCUGAACAUGGUUAUAAUCCAGGCUCUCCGAAGAAGGCAUCUCUCAAAGUCGUCAACGUGGCCCACAUCUCUUCUGUCCUGGCAGAUGUGUUUGGGUCUUCGGCAAUGGGCAGCAAGGACCUCAAUGCUACAUUGCCCUUGCAGCAAAAGCUUUUGCUAUGCACACUAGUGGCACUGCUCAAAGUCAAGAAAUUGCGAGAUGUGCUUCUUGGAAAGCUUCAAGAAGCUUUCAUGCGCAUCUGCCAGAGACACCAGUGCUCUACUGACCAUUCUGACUUCCAAUCCCUGUGCACCCUGCUGGAGUCAAGGGGCCUGAUUACUGUCAAGAGGCACAAGGAGCUCAGACUAAGCAAGGUGAGCCUCAGGGUGGAUGAGAAAGAAGUUGAGUACGUGCUUCAAGACAAAGCUCUUCUAGCAGCAUGCCUCUAUGACAGUGCCGUUCUAUGAAGACUGUUAGCUGUUAUCAGAACCAUUGUGUGAUUGUUUUACCUGUGUUUACCCUUGCAUGUCUACUGUGCAAACAUUGCACGUGUCUUUGCACGUGUCUUUUUAUUGUAGCACCCUAGUCACAGCUGGAAAAAAUUGUCAUCGAUUGCUGUUGUUUCUCACUCUCAUGUUGGGAUAGUUGUUCUUCAAGUACACAAUCAUUCAUAUUGUAUCCUGUGGACUCAUAUUCACUUGAAAUCGAAACAAUAAAACUUUUCCUACCUAUAGCUGUAUGAAAA
Rhipicephalus microplus (southern cattle tick) is the source of this 2007-nucleotide messenger RNA. RefSeq names its product Cell division cycle 6 (gene Cdc6). Gene Ontology annotation, biological process: mitotic DNA replication checkpoint signaling; cell division; DNA replication initiation. Gene Ontology annotation, cellular component: nucleus. Lineage: Eukaryota; Metazoa; Arthropoda; Arachnida; Ixodida; Ixodidae. Gene Ontology annotation, molecular function: DNA replication origin binding. The record is from RefSeq and is a predicted model, not a curated record.